AUGAUAUUUGGUUUCUUUUGUUGCUAUGAAUUGAAUUUUAAUUUAGGUUAUGAUUUUGGACAAUACUAUUCUCGCAUUCGUAUAUAUGAAUACACAGAUUAUUCUAAUGUAAAAUUUCUGAAAUUUAACAUCUAUGGUCCAACAAACUUAGCUAAUUGGUCAAUAAUUAUUGAUGCGGAAGGAAAAUGUACAAAUUAUCUUGCUAAUAUUCAUUUCGAUCUUCAAUAUGGCGCUUAUCCAUUGAUUGCUCCACAAAAUGAAUCAUUUCCUGAAACCUAUAUAAGUAGUCGUCAUGAUUUAAUUACAACAGUAUUUAAUCAAACAGUAUCUAAUGGAACAGUUCAAUUGAGAAAUCCUUUGAGAGGAACAUGGUUUGCUAUGGCAUUUGUUGAACGUUUACCAACAAAUACCAAAACUAAAAGAUCUUCUAGUAACUGUAACAUUUAUCUAACAACUUGGCUUGAUUAUCAAGCUGUACCAGUCCCAUUAACACUAACUCUUAAUCAACAACUUCAAAUUAUUCUAUCAAAUAAUUCAACAUUUGUUUAUGCAUCAUAUUAUACAUCAACAGGCAAUUCUCGACUUACUGUUUUAUCCGAAUGGCUUUCGGAUUGUGAUAUAGACAUACGAGGACGAAUCAAUGGAUUGCCAAGUGUUUUUCAAUAUGAUUAUCGAAUUGUAUGUAAAAAUGGUUCAUGUUCUUCAAUAGAAAUCGAUCAAUUAGCUGCAUUUGUUUGGAUUUAUUUUCAAAUAUCAGUGAAUAAUUUAUCAUGUUUAAAUAAUCCUAUACAUGGUUCUAUGCUUGUUCAUUCAUCAGACUGUUUAUCGUAUUCAUAUAAUGAUACUUGUAUUCAAUCAUAUCCAACUCGACGCCUUAUAUUUAAUUAUUAUUUUGAUUUUUUAUAUUUGCCUACGUAUACAAAUACUAAUGUUAGUUCAAUAACAUUGAAUGGAAGUGAUUUAUCUAUUUAUUCAUAUGAAUUUAUUGUUGAUGAUAGAAAUAUUGGUGGAACAAUACAUAUUGAUUUUGAAACUCAAAUCAAGCCUCAUGUUCCAUUGAAUGCAAAUGUUAGUAUUCUUGGAUGUUUAUCUAAAAAUCAACCACGUCGAUAUCAUACAUGUGAAAUUGAUUAUAAAAUAUAUAUUAAUAAAAAUUCAGUUGUUGUCAGAUCAUUACCUUAUCCAGAAAUGGCUCUUUGGUAUUUAACAUUAGAACAUAAUUGCAAUGAUUCAAAGAAUGUAUGUGCUAAUGCAACAAUGUCACUUACAUUUCAAAUAUCAUCAUCACAGUGCACUCGAGAACAAUGUGGAACAUAUGGCGUUUGUAGAAUAGUAACAUCACAACAAAAUAUUUUUUCUGCUUGUACAUGUAUUGCUGGUUAG
This is a messenger RNA of Rotaria sp. Silwood2, 1383 nucleotides long. The record is from the annotation of a GenBank genome assembly. NCBI's taxonomy places the organism in Eukaryota, Metazoa, Rotifera, Eurotatoria, Philodinida, Philodinidae.